Messenger RNA from Caenorhabditis angaria, 3732 nucleotides. Lineage: Eukaryota; Metazoa; Nematoda; Chromadorea; Rhabditida; Rhabditidae. The record is from the annotation of a GenBank genome assembly.
UUGUUGAUUAUAUGGAAUGAUGAGAUGAGGUUGAAAUCAGGACGAAUAUUUUAUUUAUUUCUAUUUUUUUGCUUCAUUUUUCCUACAAGGUUUGUUGGUUAUUUUCUACACAUUUUUUUUAGAAACAAAAAUGUUUUUUCAGUCAAUCAUACGAUGUAAGAUUAGUUAGUACAUCGUGGGGAAUGGUGAAAGGUGAAGUGGUUACACCGGAAGGUGACGAUGAUCUACCACCAGUUGCACAGUAUUUAGGAAUUCCGUAUGGAGUUCCACCAACGGGUCAGGUGAGUAAAGAUAUAUCCAUAUCUAUAUAACUUUUGUAUAUUAACCAUUUUUGGAAUUCUGAUUGUAUCUGUUGUUCUACCACAUUUUCAGACAAAUCUGAAAUUCCUAUGUAUUAUAUUUUCCAGAAUCGUUUUAAUUUUGCCAUUUCUGCUGCAAAAUGGACUCAUAUGACAAAAGAAGCCAGAAAUCAACCAAACGUUUGUAUGCAAACCAAUUUGCCAGAACUUAGUGAAACAAAGUGAGUCUCUUCUCAAUACAAAUUCCUCCUCCUUACCACUAUUUUUCAGAGCUUUUCAACAAACCUCAGCUCAACGAUUUGAUUUUACUCAUCGAAUAUUGCCAUUACUGAAACAGCAAUCAGAAGAUUGUUUAUAUAUGAAUAUCUUUGUGCCGGAGAGAUUGGAAAGUUCACAGCGAGACAAUCUUCUUCCAGUUAUGUUUGUUAUUCACGGUGAUGAAUAUGGUUGGGGUUCUGGAAAUGCUAUAAAUGGUUCGACACUUGCUGCAUAUGGUCAUAUUAUUGUUGUUACGUUGAAUUAUCGAUUAGGGGUUUAUGGUAUGUUGAAUGAGCGGUUCUUUGAGAAAUUUCAAGCUCUGAAACUAACAAACACUAUAAUUCUCUUUAUUUUCAGGAUUCAUGGGUCGAUGUGAAUCAUCAACAUCUUGUGCCGGUAAUAGUGGAAUUUCUGAUCUUGUCUCAGCUCUUACAAUGCUCAAUGUCAUUUUACCAUCAUUUGGAGGUGAUAACAAAGCAGUAACACUCACAGGAUGGGGUUCUGGCGCAUCUUUAGUUUCUCUAUUGAUGGCUUCUCCAUUCAGUCAACCUGUGAAACGACUGUUCAAAAGGGCUAUUAUGCUCGAUGGAAGUUCAUUGUCACCUUGGGCAUUCCAGAAAAAUCCGCAACAAUAUUUUAUGCAACUUGCUCAAGAGCUUGGGGUUAGUCUAACUUUUCUUUGAUCAUUUGAACUUCUUCUGGAAUAACUUCUAAAAAAUAAUUUUUCAGUGUGCACCAUCAAUUUUAACAUCAGCUUUCAAUGAAAAUACUGACACAGUAAUUCGUUGUAUGCAAGUUCAUUCCGCUGAUAACAUCACAAAAGCUCUCGGAAAAAUCGAUGUUCCAACAUUCCUAUCUGGUUUUGCUCCAAUCGUUGAUGGUCUUAUGGUACCAAAUAGACCGGAAAGUAUGCUCUCAGCUCAAUACGGAAGUCUAUUCCGUGAAAUUGAUUUGCUAGUUGGAAUCAGUUCAAAUCCAGCACAUUAUAUGAUUUCAAACGAAGAUUUGAAAAUUGGUCUCUCCAAGGAGAAACGCGAGAAAAUUUUCCGAUCAUUGGUCAGAAAUUUGUACGAUUAUCACAGAGAGGAAAUUUUAGCCGCGAUCAUUAAUGAAUAUACCGAUUGGCAAAAUCCUAUGGUAAUUUUUUAUAUAAAAUCUUACGAACCCUCUUCAAAAUGGUCAAACUUUCAGGAUCACCCGAAAUCAAUUCGAAACGGUGUUUUGAAUGCAUUAAGUGAUGUACUUUUUACCGCACCUCUGAUUGAAACAUUACGUUUGCAUAGUACAGAUGAUGUUCGAAAAGAGGCCAGUACAUUUAUGUAAGUGCAAACCAAAACAUGUUUGAUUUAAACAAAAAAAAAUAUUCUUUGAUCAUUAUAGGUUUGCUUUUGAUCACGAGACAAAAGCAUGGAUGGAUGAACAACCAAAUAAUGGGAUAAGAGGAUCACUUUCUGGUGAUAUUGUUCCUUAUAUCUUUGGGUAUCCGUUAAUUCAAGGAGAUAGCGAAAAUCGGGUAUAUUUAUUCUUGCUAGGGUUUGAUUUAUGAAAAAAACAUCCAAAUGUUUUCAGCUAUACUCUGGAUUCAACUCUGAUGACAAGGGCAUUUCAAAAGUUAUGAUGCAUUAUAUUUCGAAUUUUGUAAAGUCUGGAGAUCCACUGAAACCUCAACCAUUAGCAAAGAAUUUUCCAAUGGGAGAUGCUUUUUAUUCUUCAGCUUGGCCUCAAUUUGAUCAACCUAGCAGAGAAUCGUAUCUUGAAAUCAGUAAGAUUAUUGUUUGCCCUAAUUGUUUUUAACUUACAUAAGUUUUAGCUGAUCGUCCUCGGCUGAAGCAUUACUAUCGAAAUGCUCAAGUUGGAUUCUGGAACAGCUUCGUUCCUCAACUCCACAAAAAAGGCAAAGAAUCUGGACCUCUUGGAGAAGAACAUCAUCUUCUCACAGACCAUUUCAAAAAAGACACAUACUUUGGCAAAGUUCGAUCAUUCUCAUCAUACGCAAAUAUGCCAUUUCCACCGCCACCAAUGCCACCCCCACCGCCAGAAACUACUGCAAAACCAAAAACUAGUGAGUUCAAAAGUCCUAAUGGUAUCAGAACAUUGAUUGAUUUCAGCCAAAUCUACGCCAACUGCUACAACAUCACCAGAAAAUGAGAAAGUUGCAUCUGGAGGUUAUAAUGGAAGUGCGUUAGCUGUUACAAUUUUAGUUGGGUGUGCGCUUCUGGUUUUGAAUCUUUGUCUCCUAUUAGCUGUGCACAGAGCGGUGAGUUCUAAAGUCAUAAAAACUAUAUGAUAUUUCCGUCAUAAAAUUUAUUGAUUCACACAAAAACCACCAAACUUUUUCAGUGUUUGAAAAGACGAAGGAACGAGAAGAAAUUCCAACUUCAGUAUCAAACCUAUAACUCAAAUCAUGGAGGAGGUGGUCCUGAACAAUACAAUAGCCUCAACUCGCCGGUUGGUUUUUUUUUUACUUUUCGAUUUUUCCUGAUUGCGCUUUGCCCAUUGCCCAUAUUAACCUGCCUCCCACUUCUCCUCCAUAACCUGAAAAAGGCAUGGCAUGGCUUCCAAAAAAUUCCCCCGGUUCCUAGUUUCAAUUAAUACAAUAACCCACCCCUCGCAGCUCUCCCUAAUGCCUCCUCCGCCUCCACCAUUGACAUCUUCACUUGGCGGACCUCCGGAUAUUUUUGAUCAUCCCCACCAUCGACAUUUAUCGAAUGGUUCAAUUCUGCAUUGUGGUACACCAACUAUUCCAAGACGAUCAUUUCAGGAACAGGCACGUGUAUAAACCUUUUACAUUUUAUUUUGAUUUGAUUUUCUAUACUACCGCUAUACUUUUCAACUUGCUCUAUCAGUUUUGAUUUUCUUAUGUUUCUUUUCCGGUUGCUCUUCAAAGAAAUACCUUAAAAGCAUGAGUUUUUGUUUUUUUUUCUUUCGAAAAUUUAUAUAUUGUGUGUUAUUCAGGAACCGUUAUUAGCAGCUUCACAUAAAAGUUCAACGUCUAUGAGGCCUCCAGCAAUAUCUCCAACUUGUCCAAGACAUGGAAGAGCAGCAUUAGCUCUACAGAAUGCAAGGUUUGAUAUUUUCCCGAUAUUUUUUAUUCCAAAAACCAAAUAAAAUAUAUUUCAGAGGCAACAGUUUAUCAGCUGCUCAAGCUCCAACAUUAGAAGAAAUACAGGUCUAA